Saccharomycopsis crataegensis is the source of this 228-nucleotide messenger RNA. Its product is annotated as general transcription factor IIH subunit TFB5 family protein. Gene Ontology annotation, cellular component: transcription factor TFIIH holo complex; transcription factor TFIIH core complex. Lineage: Eukaryota; Fungi; Ascomycota; Saccharomycetes; Ascoideales; Saccharomycopsidaceae. Gene Ontology annotation, biological process: transcription by RNA polymerase II; nucleotide-excision repair, preincision complex assembly; nucleotide-excision repair. The record is from RefSeq and is a predicted model, not a curated record. Bases 1 to 228 code for a protein of 75 amino acids. The transcript has 2 exons.
AUGGUCAGGGCCAUCAAGGGUAGCUUAAUUAAAUGCGAUCCAUCGAUCAAAGCUCUUAUCGUUGACAUCGAUUCCAAGCGCCAUGAUAUAAUAAUCGAGGAAUUAGACGAUACAAACCUCUUGGUUAGCACCGAUAAGAUCCAGUUCAUCAAAGCUGAGCUAGAGAGAAUCUUGUCGAAGAAUGCAUAUAAUGCGAUGGAGGCUGAAGAAGCCGAGAAGCAGAAAUAA